CCUGAAAAAAAAAGCCGCUCCCCAUCCACCUCCCUUUUCUCCUCCUCCACCGCCGAACCCGAGCACUCCAGCGGCGAGCGCCAUCGCCGGGCGACACUGGGGCUCUGGAAGCUGCGCCGGCAGGAUGGAUGCGAUGGAGCCCCGGCGCUACCUCGGCGCAGCCCCCGGCAGCGGCAGCGGCGGCGGCGGGAGUGGAGGCCAGUCGGUGGACACGUCAACAAGGCGGUGCCGCCGCAUGUCGACCCCGUCGACGGGCACCCGUCUCAUGCCGGCGUUCAACGCUGCUGCCGCUGACGGCGAUGGCGGGAGCUGGGGGCUGUCGUCAUCGUCGUCUUCCUCAGGAGGGCUGGACCUCGGGCUAGACGAAUCGCAGCUCCUCUACAGCCGCCACCGUGUCUACCCCGAGUUCUCCCACAAGUCCAACAUGGGGCGCCUCCUCUUCCAGGGCUCUCCGUUGGGGUCGCAGACGACUGACGAUGAUGUGCUCGUCAUGGAUGGCGUGCUCGUCACCAACGACUCUGGCUCUCGCCCCAGGCGCCGCCCCUCCUUCCCUGACCUCGGCUUCGUCAAUGCCGACUCCCCUCUCUCCUGCGGCAGCGGUCGCUACAGCUCCUGUCGCCAGUUUGCAUAUGGGAAGGAGGAGUCUCGUGUGCCCCGAACCAUGAUUCCAAGACAUUCUGAGGUGGAUUUUCGCAGCGGGCGGUCGGUGCAGGGUGCCAGUCCUAACAUGCAGCCAAGCCCCGGAAGCUACCACCAUCUCCUACCACCAUGGCUGCGGUCACCUGGCCCCCAUACUCCUGGCGCAGCGACCACCCCCAUCAGGACACCAUCCACUGCUUACUUCACGCCGCCGAGAUCCACCCCGGCCACUCCUGCUAGACCGCCGGCCUGUUACUCAUGGACACCAAAGCGGCCUGAACUGAAGCCGCCAUCGGUGCAGCGGGAGGCGUUCGCAUGGCCGCCCACUGAAGAGGAGAACGCCGCCAUCAGCCAAUACCUGUACGCCCCACGUCGCACCCCUGUGCGAAGGCUGCCCGUGUUCGUGAGCAUCUGCCCGUCCUGAAAACGCGGCCCACCUCCUCGGUAGCACGGCUACGGCGACCGUAAAACUAAACAGGACGGCCCUGGAAGAGACUCGUCCUUCCAAAGGUGAGGAUGCAUACAUGUUGCUGGUUAAGCGAGCGAACUGGCGCACGAGUCACAUCUUGCCUCCGAUUGUGUAUAUAUUUGUUAGACAAGCACGAUCAGCGUUUGUGUCGGCCUGAAUCUGGUUCCUCUGCAAAUGUGCUAGUUUGGGGAGGUAGUGAUAAACAGUCAGUCAAAGCAGGUAGCAGUGGUUGCUCUUUGUGCGUUGGAAGUGAAAUAGUUGUACUGAACACACAGCGUGACACUAUCUGUUGGUUCGUGUACAGAUAUAGAUAGGAUAUUCAUCUGUUGUAGUGCAGCUCGUUUGGUUCAGCUUACAAACCCAAGCUGACGAAACUUCAGCGCCCUACGAUUGUUCGUGUUGAACGAUAGAAGUAAGAUAUUUUUGCCUA
Molecule: messenger RNA, 1538 nt
Organism: Lolium perenne
Lineage: Eukaryota; Viridiplantae; Streptophyta; Magnoliopsida; Poales; Poaceae
Source: RefSeq, a predicted model, not a curated record